Molecule: messenger RNA, 738 nt
Organism: Fraxinus pennsylvanica
Lineage: Eukaryota; Viridiplantae; Streptophyta; Magnoliopsida; Lamiales; Oleaceae
Source: the annotation of a GenBank genome assembly
AUGCCAACACCCAGGCACAAAAUGCCCACUCCCAAGCGGCGGCCACCGCCUCCGCCGGCCCCUAAUGUGGUGGCGCCAGCUGACAAUUCACCUCCCAACCCUCAAUUCUAUCUCCAAGAACCAUCCCGUAAAAAGAACCCCUCCAGGUCCACUAAACUUUUCCAGCGUGUCCGAUCAGUUUUCCGGUCAUUUCCCGUCAUCAGUCCUCCAUGCAAGAUGCCUGUUCCGAUCAACGAUGGCCAUAUUCACGGCGGAAAACAGAUGACCGGAACCCUAUUCGGGCACCGAAAAUCUCGUAUAAACAUAGCAAUUCAAGAAAAUCCCAGGUGCCUUCCAGUUCUUGUCCUUGAACUCUCCAUUCAAACUGGAAAACUCCUUCAAGAUAUGGGAUUGGGACUUGUUCGAAUUGCACUCGAAUGCGAAAAACACCCUUCAGAGAAAAUCAAGCUGCUUGACGAACCCAUCUGGACUAUGUACUGCAAUGGAAGAAAAGCUGGAUAUGCAGUAAAAAGAGAGGUAACAGACGACGAUUUGAAGAUUAUUCAGAUCCUGCAUGCAGUGUCAAUGGGCGCCGGAGUUCUUCCCGGCAAUGUCGCAGACUCGCCGGAAGGGGAACUGACAUAUAUGAGAGCUUAUUUUGAACGAGUGACUGGAUCGAAGGAUUCAGAGACGUAUUACAUGAUGAAUCCGGAUGGUAAUAGUGGGCCUGAACUGAGUAUUUUCUUUGUUAGAGUCUGA